AUGCCACCUUCAUCCUGCAUUUCAUCUAACUCAACACAACCUUCAUUCUACAUUCCAUCUAACCCAGCACCACCUUCAUCCUACAUUCCAUCUAACUCAGCACCACCUUCAUCCUACGUUCCAUGUAACCUAAUGCCACCUUCAUCCUGCAUUCCAUCUAACUCAACACAACCUUCAUCCUACAUUCCAUGUAACCUAAUGCCACCUUCAUCCCACAUUCCAUCUAACCCAGCACCACCUUCAUCCUACGUUCCAUGUAACCUAAUGCCACCUUCAUCCUGCAUUCCAUCUAACUCAACACAACCUUCAUCCUACAUUCCAUGUAACCUAAUGCCACCUUCAUCCCACAUUCCAUCUAACCCAGCACCACCUUCAUCCUACAUUCCAUCUAACUCAGCACCACCUUCAUCCUACGUUCCAUAUAACCUAAUGCCACCUUCAUUCUGCAUUGCAUCUAACUCAACACAACCUUCAUCAUACAUUCCAUGUAACCUAAUGCCACCUUCAUCCCACAUUCCAUCUAACCCAGCACCACCUUCAUCCUACAUUCCAUCUAACUCAGCACCACCUUCAUCCUACGUUCCAUGUAACCUAAUGCCACCUUCAUUCUGCAUUGCAUCUAACUCAACACAACCUUCAUCAUACAUUCCAUGUAACCUAAUGCCACCUUCAUCCCACAUUCCAUCUAACCCAGCACCACCUUCAUCCUACAUUCCAUCUAACCCAGCACCACCUUCAUCCUACAUUCCAUCUAACUCAGCACCACCUUCAUCCUACAUUCCAUGUAACCUAAUGCCACCUUCAUCCUGCAUUCCAUCUAACUCAACACAACCUUCAUCCUACAUUUCAUGUAACCUAAUGCCACCUUCCUCCUGCAUUCCAUCUAACUAA
Messenger RNA from Protopterus annectens (West African lungfish), 891 nucleotides. Its product is annotated as vegetative cell wall protein gp1-like. Bases 1 to 891 code for a protein of 296 amino acids. The record is from RefSeq and is a predicted model, not a curated record. The transcript has a single exon. NCBI's taxonomy places the organism in Eukaryota, Metazoa, Chordata, Ceratodontiformes, Protopteridae.